AUGUCAAACGAAACAAAACUAGUGAAUUUAACAAAAGACUCAAUAGACAGGCAGUUCUGGGACUAUUUCGAGAGUGAUGCGCCUUAUAACACAUCGCUGGCCGUACAGACGGACGGGGCUUGUGUGGUGACGGUGUAUUUUGUGCUACUGUUCGGUGGAGCGGCGGGGAAUAUUGCUGUGCUGACGACGCUGGCGCGGUCGCGACGCCGCUCGCGCGUCAGCUUGCUCAUGACGCAUCUCGCUAUUGCUGAUGUGUGCGUCGUGUGCGGCGUCAUUCCACUCGAGAUCGGCUGGAAGUAUACAAACGCGUGGCUGGCGGGCAACUUCUGCUGCAAAUUGUUCCUGGUUCUGCGCGCGUUCGGCCUUUACCUGUCCUCUAACGUGCUUGUCUGUAUCUCCGUUGAUAGGUUCUUCGCAGUCCUAUAUCCGUUGCGACUCCCGGCAGCUCGCAGAAGGAGCAAGCAGAUGCUCUACUGUGCGUGGGCCAUGGCUCUCGCUUGCAGCUUGCCUCAGAGCGUAGUAUUCAGCGUGCAACAACACCCGGUAGUCCCAGGGUUUUCCCAGUGCGUCUCAUUCGAGGCGUUCAGUUCUCCGUACCAGGAGGUAGCAUAUAACGUGUUCUGCCUCUGCGCUAUGUACUUCCUGCCACUGGCUGUCAUCACCGCCUGCUACGUUCGCAUCUUCGCUGAGAUACACCACAGCAGCAAGGAGAUCGAAGGCAGUCGCCGCGCAGGCGAGCCUGUGCGCCUGCGCCGCUCCGACCGGCGCGUACUGCAGCGCGCAAGGAGACGCACGCUGAGGAUGACCGUCACUAUAGUCAGCGUGUUCGCACUGUGCUGGCUGCCUUACGCUACCAUGUGUAUGUGGUGGAUGGUAGACCGGGACUCAGCCCGGCGGAUCCCGAGCCGCGUUCAAGGUCUCCUGUUCGCCAUGGCCGUCUCCAACUCCUGUAUGAACCCCCUGGUCUACGGCUCCUACCGUGUUAACUUCAGGAGUAUGGCCCGGAGGUUCUGCAAGAGAUGCUGUGUGGCUACCAGUUCUUCUGACACUAUACUAGGCAACUCCGCUGCCUCAAGUUCGAUGAAGAGGAACGUUAAUCUCGAGUCGCCACUUGUUAUAAAGAACGGACGCCAAACGCGCGUGCGUUUCGCGGAGACGGCACUGUACGCGUCACCGCCGCGCGCGUCAGCCUGACGCCCGCCGCCGCGCCUCACCUGCGCGGCCCACGAGCGAAGCCGCGUGCUAUCGCAGUAUAACAGGGAUAAGACUACUAUUGUACAGAUAUAAACUAUGUAACAUGUUGGUCAUAUGUAAAUACUUACACAGGAAUAGAACGGGCGUAAAAAGAGUGCGUUGUCAAGACAAUGCUGUAAGUACAACUGAACUGAUUCUUAAUUCACUAUAGAACGAUUUCACAAUAAGUAUGUGGUAAGGCUGUGGACAGUACGGAACCGGUGCGAGGCAACCAAGGUCAUUGAAUACGUUGCCUUCGAGCAAAAGUACAAAAUAAUUUGAUUUGGCACUCGUCGCCCGCGGCUUGAGUCCAGUCCGCAGCCUUAUACUUAAUUUUAGUAAUUAAAAUCAAUGUGUCACAUGCGUUUUUAUGACUGUGUAUACAAAUAACAUGCUAAUUUAUCACUAAAAGCGUUAAAUGUUUCCGAACAUUGUUCAUAUUCGCAAUUAGUUUUCCAUUUUUAUUAUAGCUUUAAAUAAUCAAUUUAUGAAGCAUACAUUUUUCGAAAAUUGAUAGUUAUGUUUAUUCAAUAUUGUCAAUUGCAAACUUCAUGACAAAAUAUUAGGCCUGAUUUAGACGGUGUGCGAACUCGCAUGCGAUUUUAGUUACAUUGCGGGCUGUUGAGGGUAUACAUAUACAAUUUUGCACAGUCAUCAAAUACCGCAACGUAAUAAAACUAUAUACAGUUCUCGUAACGUCUAAAUGGGCCCUUAACGGAGAUUAUGUUUAAAGUGCUUAAAUAUUUUAUAUUUUGAAAUGUAAUAUUAUAUACAUAUUAAAACUACCUAUACUUGAGAUGUGUCGUGUACCUACAUAUAUUUAAUA
This is a messenger RNA of Leguminivora glycinivorella, 2059 nucleotides long. RefSeq names its product adipokinetic hormone/corazonin-related peptide receptor variant I-like (gene NGR-A29). Gene Ontology annotation, cellular component: membrane. The record is from RefSeq and is a predicted model, not a curated record. Gene Ontology annotation, molecular function: peptide binding; vasopressin receptor activity. Lineage: Eukaryota; Metazoa; Arthropoda; Insecta; Lepidoptera; Tortricidae. The coding region runs from base 1 to 1194 and encodes 397 amino acids. The transcript is spliced from 9 exons. Gene Ontology annotation, biological process: G protein-coupled receptor signaling pathway.